Messenger RNA from Thunnus maccoyii (southern bluefin tuna), 1327 nucleotides. RefSeq names its product dehydrogenase/reductase SDR family member 13-like. The record is from RefSeq and is a predicted model, not a curated record. The transcript is spliced from 6 exons. Bases 239 to 1195 code for a protein of 318 amino acids. Lineage: Eukaryota; Metazoa; Chordata; Actinopteri; Scombriformes; Scombridae.
ACUGAGUCUCAGCUUGCAGGGCUCCUCCUCGGGGUUCAGGGUAGAUCAGUGGGUAAAGAGUCAGACAGCAGCAGGAAUUUUGAUGAGCGACGUCAGCAGAACCAGUCGGACCGGAUCGAGCCGUGACACGCCUGCCCGCCUCAGAGACAGGUAGAGCCGGUCCGACACACAGGUGAGUCCCAAGCAGGUGUAUAAAUCAGUCCUCCGCAGUCAGACAGUCGUUCACGACACAGUCAAGAUGUUUGUGCUGCUGCUGCUGGCCGGAGCGCUGCUGGGAGGAUACAUCGUCCUCACACAGACUCUCUUCAAAAGAUCCAAAUGUAAAGGAAACGCAGGGAUGGCGGGAAAGACCGUCAUCAUCACAGGAGGGAACACCGGCAUCGGUAAAGCCACGGCUCUGCACCUGGCCAGGAAGGGAGCCAGAGUGAUCCUGGCCUGCCGAAACCGGGACAAAGCCGAGGCCGCCAUCGCAGACAUACAACAGGAGACAGGAAGUACUGACGUGCUCUACAUGCAGUUGGACCUGGCCAGUCUGAAGUCCGUCCGCUGCUUCGCCGAAACUUUCCUAAAAACUGAGUCCAGACUGGAUCUGCUCAUCAACAACGCUGGUCUGGUGGCUGACGGACGGACGGAGGACGGUUUCGGUAUCCAGUUCGGGGUGAACCACCUGGGUCACUUCCUGUUGACCUGCCAGCUGCUGGACAGGCUGAAGGAGGCGGGCGGAGGACGAGUGAUCACCCUGUCCUCCAUGGCUCAUCGCUGGGGACACAUCGACUUCGAGGCUCUGAUGGUGAACAAACACCUGGGGACCGGCAGCUACAGCUGGCAGUUCUUUCAGGCUUACUGCAGCAGCAAACUGUGCAACGUGCUCUUCACCCACGAGCUCGCCAAGAGGCUGAAAGGAACCAACGUCACCUGCUACAGUGUCCACCCAGGCAUCGUGAAGACCGAGCUGUCCAGACACGUCAGCCUGUGGCAGAUGCUCUUCAUCGAGCCCGUUGCCCGGCUGCUGUUCCUAGACACAGAGGCUGGCGCUCAGACCACGCUGCACUGCGCCCUGCAGGAGGGAAUCGAACCUCUGAGCGGGCGUUACUUCACCUGCUGCACCGCACAGGAAGUGUCUGCCCGAGCCCGAGACGACGCCGUGGCCAGAAAACUGUGGGAGAUCAGCGAGAGGUUCAGCGGACUCUCUUAAGGCGGACUGACCAUGAAAGACUUUAAGAUAUUUACUUUAUAUACUUUAAAAGGAUUAUUGUCCAUAAGCAAAGAACUCCCUUUGUGAAAACUGUCACUCAGGUGUUAAAGUGUGAUUUUUAUGUCCUUUAUU